Messenger RNA from Hibiscus syriacus, 1079 nucleotides. RefSeq lists its product as uncharacterized. NCBI's taxonomy places the organism in Eukaryota, Viridiplantae, Streptophyta, Magnoliopsida, Malvales, Malvaceae. The record is from RefSeq and is a predicted model, not a curated record. The coding region runs from base 52 to 993 and encodes 313 amino acids. The transcript has 4 exons.
AGUUUCCUUAAUUUCUCCGAAAUCUUUAAAAUUUUUCUUCGAAUUACCAAAAUGGGAGGAGGAGUAAUGAGGGCGGCAGCGAAGGUCGCAGGGGCCGGUAUUGUUAACACCGGCCUUCCUGGCGGUGUUCAGGUGGUUCCUUCGUCUGCGGAGUACUCCGUCGUGCGCGUCGCUGCUUCUCGUUCGGGUUCUUCCGGAAUUCCUGUUUCUGGCGGUGGAGCUUGUUCGGCUUCUGAAAUGACGGCGUCGGUCAAUCAGAUGGCGUCAUGGGAAUUGGUGGACGAUUGGGAGUUUGCUGAAGGUAUUGAAGAGGAGGCGCCCACCGCCAUUUCCGUCGGAGGAAAGCCGAUUGCUCGGGUGUUGUUCGGCGGUGUUCCAACCCUUGAGGAGGCUAAAGAAGCCACUACUGAUUUGAAAGAUGCAUUGGAUAAGGCUUAUAUAUCGUCUCCAAAUUGGACCGAUGAUGCUCAUUCAUCUCGUUCAUCAUUGAUUUCAGAGGAAACUAAAGAUUGCAUUGCAUAUGAUGUUAAAGCCACUUUAGCACCAAAGCCUGCUGUUCACGCAUUCAAAUUACUCAAUGAAAGCCCUGCAGUUCAGUCUAUGGUUGCGUCAAUUGCUGCGGAUCCAAAUGUAUGGAAUGCUGUAUUGCACAAUCCGGCUUACAUGGACUUCAUCCGGUCUCAUAAGACCAGUUAUGCAUUUGAAAAUAUUGGAUCCCCCGGUGGUUGUGAGCCUUCUUCGGUAAAGAUCGAAGAAUAUUUCGAUGCAAAUCAAGUCGGGAAUCCAUUUCUGGAUUUUGUGGAGAACUUCAAGACUAGUGUGGCUGAGAUGGCUAAUAAAGCAACGGAUUUCCUUCAGAACCUCUUUACUUUACCCUCUGCUGGAGUGGAGAAAGGAAAUGCCGGAUUGAACUAUUUCGAGAAGACGAUCGGAGCCGGCCUGGUGGGAUUGGCCGUGAUGGUUAUUAUGGUUGUGCUUCUUAAACGAGUCUAGAUUUGAAGUCUGCGAAUUCGUCUAUCUUACAAAACAAAAUAUUUUCAUUUUUGAAUCGGAUGCUUUUGUGGAUGAUGAUAAUGGUG